Messenger RNA from Cajanus cajan (pigeon pea), 459 nucleotides. The record is from RefSeq and is a predicted model, not a curated record. NCBI's taxonomy places the organism in Eukaryota, Viridiplantae, Streptophyta, Magnoliopsida, Fabales, Fabaceae.
AUGAUUAUAUGGACUUUUUCUAUAGGUACUGUAGCCUCAGAGGUUCGACUCUUGUGUGAUCUAGAGCAAUCUGAACCUUCAUGGAGUGUUAGACAUGUAGGUGGUGCAAUGAGGGGUGCAGGUGCAGAGCAAGUUUCUGUUCUAGUUAGGUCAAUGGUGGAAAGCAAAACAAGCAAGAAUGCACUUCGCUUGUUUUAUGCACUGGGGUACAAGUUUGACCAUGAGCUGCUGAGAGUGGGAUUUUCCUUCAAUUUCUACAGGGGUGCACAAAUCACUGUGACGGUUGCAUCAAUCAAUAAAAUGCUGAAGCUGCACGCAACUGAUGAGGCCGUGCCAGUAACACUUGGUAUACAGAUGGUUGAAGUAAUAGCACCCGCAACUUCUGAAAACUAUACUGAAGUUGCUACUGCUAUGUCAUCCUUUUGUGAAUACCUUGCACCGUAAGUAUCUUUUUUCUUU